AUGGCGGAAUGGACCACGGUGCCGGCUCCAUGGCCUUCGCACCACUCAGAGAUCAGACGUCUCGCUCCAUCAUGGCGACCAGGGCCCACUGCUGCCAAUGUCAGGGCCCGUUUCGACGGACCAGGGUUCCGCAAGGAACUGGAGUCAUGCGCCUGCAAACCACUCCGUCUUGGCUUGACCUGCUCUAGCUCUCCAGUUUUCGUGCUCAGUUCUGGGAGCCGGCAGUACGUCUCGUUGUGGAUUUGGUUCUUGAAGGAAAAUAGACGACUCGCCAAGGGCAGACUACGACUAAAGAUGGCUUUGUCUUCUAUCAUGGCGGUGUCCCACCGCUAUCAUGAAGCCGACAUCGGAACUUUGCGACUGCUCCCGAGCGAGAUCGAGCAUCAAUACCUCACUCAAGUAUUGCGGUACAUGGACGCCAAGUCGCCAAAUCCAGUAGUAAAGGAUCCCUGGGUCAUCGACCUCCACAGCAAGCUCGAGUUCAACUUCGACGAAGGCACACAUGUCGACGACGCUUGGGUCGAGUGGCUGGCGCAUCGAGUCAGACUCUUUGACGAAUGGACACAGCGAUACAUCGACGAGCACGCCCAAAAGAAUGAGCCCAUCACCGUCCUGCGCCUGUGUCCGGGGUUGGACUCGAGGGACCUCCGGCUGAGCUACAGCAGAUCUGUCCGAUGGAUCGAUAUGGACUGCCCUCAAGUCAUUGAUCUCCGUCGCUCUUUACUGCCUCCUCCCAUUGGCGCGGACUACCACCAGAUCAAGGCCGAGAUCCUCACAAAGGAAUGGCUGGACAGGAUCCCGAAAGAUCGGCCCACGCUCAUCCUGGCCGAGCACGUUUUCUCUUGCUUGCCGCAGGCACCUGCUCAGGACCUCAUCCGCCGCCUUGCGGACCACUUCCCCAGUGGGCAUUUAUACAUGCUAGUUACGGGGGCUCUGGUGCCCAAGGUAAUGAACAUCAUGCCCAUUACGAAAGGCAUAAAGAUCAGGAUCCAAUGGGGAAUCGACAGUCCCAAGCAGAUCACUUCGCUGAAUCCCCGGUUACGCACGCUCGAGGCCGUGACGGACCGGGACUUGAACAACGCCGGGUUCAUUGGGGGUAAGAAGCCGCCGUGGUUUGGAAGCCUCACAGCCAUCACCUCGAUUGUCCCAGGCGGUCAGACUAUGCAGGGAUAUAUGCGGUUCGCCUUCGACGAUUAUUCCCAAUCCAUUCGGAGUUCAAAGACCACUUCGACUCGUUCGAUGCGAUCGAGCUUCUCGAGGUCCUUUCGCACAGCAAACGGCAGCUCGUCAAGAUCUGUCUUGUCGCAUAGCACUACGUCUAGCAGUACCAUAAGCUAAAGUGCUUGCGGUGUGCUCGCGGUCUCACCGCCCACGACCAAUAAUCCUGUGCCAGCUGGGAAAUAUACAAAACGGAGCAGCUUUUCACUAGCACCAGACUAGCCCGCGAAGCCAGUGAGGUUUUGCUCCAGGCUCGCUCAUUUGCUAGCAAUCAGCAUUCGCGCAUCUCAUCAUCUGUAUUUAGUAGCAUAGCGACAGCGUAGGGGGUAUCAUUUGUUUUUUUUGUUUUUUUGUCUCUUGUUUGGAAUGG
Molecule: messenger RNA, 1588 nt
Organism: Microdochium trichocladiopsis
Lineage: Eukaryota; Fungi; Ascomycota; Sordariomycetes; Xylariales; Microdochiaceae
Product: S-adenosyl-L-methionine-dependent methyltransferase
Exons: 2
Coding region: 1-1338 (445 amino acids)
Biological process (GO): methylation
Molecular function (GO): methyltransferase activity
Source: RefSeq, a predicted model, not a curated record